GUGUGUGUGUGUGUGUGUUUGUCGGCAGACAGUCAGUCAGAAGGACCGGAGUCCCAGCGGCAGUUUAGGAGAGUCUAAGCGGGGAAAUCUACGUCCAAUACGGGAGAACUCACAAGGGGGAAUCCGCGAUGAGUUGGGGAACGGAGCUAUGGGACCAGUUUGAUAAUCUGGACAAACACACUCAGUGGGGGAUCGACUUUCUUGAGCGCUACGCAAAGUUUGUCAAGGAGAGGCUGGACAUAGAGCAAAACUACGCCAAGCAGCUAAGGAACUUGGUAAAGAAAUACUGUCCAAAACGCUCCAAAGACGAGGAGCCGAGGUUCACAUCAUGUCUGUCCUUCUACUCUGUACUCAACGAACUCAACGACUAUGCUGGUCAGAGGGAGGUGGUGGCGGAGGAGAUGGCUCACAAGGUGUACGGAGAGCUGAUGAGGUACAGCCAAGACCUCAAAGCUGAAAGGAAACACCACCUACAGGAGGGCAGGAAGGCCCAGCAGUAUUUGGAUCAUUGCUGGAAACAGAUGGACAAUAGUAAAAAGAAGUUUGAGAGAGAGUGUAGAGAAGCAGAGAAAUCCCAGAUUACCUAUGAUCGGUUAGAUAAUGACAUCAAUGCCACCAAAUCGGAGGUGGAGAAGGCCAAAGCCCAGUUCUACCUGCGCACUCACAUGGCUGAUGAGAGUAAGAACGAGUACGCUGCUCAGCUGCAGAACUUCAACGCAGAGCAGUGGAAACAUUUCAACAACGCCAUACCACACAUCUUCAAGAAUCUGCAGGACAUGGACGAACGCCGGACGGUGAAGCUCGGAGAGACGUACCGGAGCUUUGCCGAGGCCGAGCGGAGAGUCAUUCCCAUCAUCACUAAAUGUCUAGACGGAAUGGUUUCUGCUGCUAAAGCUGUUGAUAAUAAAAGGGAUUCAUCCAUUGUCAUCGAGUCGUUUAAAUCGGGCUUCGAGCCUCCGGGCGACUUCCCCUUUGAGGACUUCAGUCAGAAUCUGAGCAGAACAGGUUCAGAUGGCACCAUUAGCAACACACCCAAAGGAGACAGAGACAGAGACGGGGCCCCGGGGCCACGACAAGACCCAAAACACCCUAUGAGUAGAACCAAGAACAAGCUGUGGCUGUUUGGGAAGAAACCAAAGUGGUCAGUCAAGAUGGCCCCCUCUCUGGAGGAUUUCAGCCACUUACCCCCUGAACAGAGGAGGAAGAGGCUGCAGCAGAGGAUCGACGAACUCAGCAAAGAGCUGCAGAAAGAGAUGGAUCAGAGAGAUGCCCUGAACAAGAUGAAGGAUGUGUAUGAGAAGAAUCCACAGAUGGGAGACCCCAGCAGCCUGCAGCCUAAAAUAUCAGAGACCAUAUGUAACAUGGAGAAACUGCGCUCAGAAAUCCACAAAAACGAGACUUGGUUAGCUGAGGUGGAGGGAAAGCAGAGCUCCAGAGGAGACAGAAGACACAGCGCUGACAACCACCAUCACACUCCUCAAGGCAGAGAAAGUCCUGAGGGCAGUUACACAGAUGACACCAGUCAGGAGCAUCACACGCCUCACAAGCGCUCCAGUCCUCCACAGCCCGGACAACCCAACCCCGACCCGCACGAGUUUGAUGAUGAAUUUGAUGAUGACGACCCGCUGCCUGUCAUCGGACACUGCAAAGCGCUCUACUCCUUCGAUGGUCAGAAUGAGGGGACGCUGGUGAUGGCAGAAGACGAGGUGUUGUACAUCAUCGAGGAGGAUAAAGGCGACGGCUGGACGCGGGCGAGGAAGCAGAGUGGAGAGGAGGGCUACGUCCCCACCUCCUAUGUAGAAAUCACCAUGGAGAAAAACAGCAAAGGUGCUGUCACCUACAUCUGAAGCUAACUCUGUGGUCUGUCCUCUCAUCCUGUCUGUCGUCCUCUCCAUCCUCCCUGCUUUCUGUUCCUCAUCAUAACACUACAAAAGGAAAAAAAGACAGCAUGGACAUUCAUCAGCUCUCUCUCUGUCCUCCUGUUUUUCCCUCUAACCCUGUAAUCAUUUGUCCUCCUCUCAUAUCUGUGGGACUGGUGUUUCAGAGGUGAGUGAGCACAGAGACAAAUAGGACAAACCUAUUUGAAGGUGUUUGUAUAUUGUAUAUGAAGCGUUUCUCUGUGUGUGUGAAUGUCUCCACUGCUGUUUUGAGCCUCGUGUAAAGGCUACACCACUUCUUAUCGAUCAAAGUGUUGAAGUUUUAUGUAAUAUAUUAGAGACAAUUUAUUUUUUAAUUAUUUUGAUGUUUCUUUUUUAAAACUGGAGACAUUUAAAGUUGAUUUUAAGUUCUUUGGAUUCAUGUUUCAUCUGUUUUUAUUUCUGUCUGAUUGUUUUGUGUGUGUGUGUGUGUGUGUGUGUGUGUGUGUGUGUGUCUGUGUGUGUACAUGCACAUUUGUUUUUUUCUGUGUUACCUGUGCCAUCACACUAAAUGUUGAAUUACACUUGCAGAGGUUUGUCUGGUUUCAGCCUUGGUGGUGUGUUAUCACACAGUUACAGGAGUUUGGCUCAUUCAGUCUUCUUAUUGUUGUGUGUCCUUUCAAAGCAGGGCUAGAAGUUUUAAAGGAUAAGGCUGGUGUUACUCUACGUUUUUAUUUAUCAUCAACAAAUCCCAUGAAAAAACCCCAUCUAAAUUCAAUUUGAGAGAGGCAUAAAUUAUGAAGUCAAAUGCUGUGUUUUUUUCCACUGCGGAGAAAGUCAUCUGUACAUAACUUGUACGACAGGUCUGGACCACAUGUGAACCUAAGAGAAAUUUAAAGUAGUCAUAAGAAAAAGCACAACAGAAAUAUAUGAUUUCUCCCUUUAAUCAUCUGGUGGCCCCUCACAUUUUUCUUGGGACCCGUUGAGGGGUCUGGACCCCAUGUUGGGAACCACUUUUCUCCUGAGUAUUUCCGGCAGUACAGAGGAAUAAGAGAUACAACGAUAAUACGUGUUAGAACCAGAAAUUCUUUUUUUAUUUUAUGGUGAACAAUAGGAAAUAUAUUAAUGUAUCACCAGCCAUAUUCUUUAAUUCCUAAUUUAGAAACCUGAAGUUAGGAGAUAAAGUUAGGAAGUGUGCAGUGUGAAAAUGGUUUCACCUCAGUUAAAGGAGUCUGUAAGAACAAUUCUUAUUAUUCUCACUGACAAAUCAUGUAUUUUAUGUGAUCUUGUGCUCAUAAAUGGACUGUUCUUGGUCAUUGUUUGAGUCUCUGAUUAAAAACAGCUCUGACCAUCAGAGUUUCCACUGGUAUCCAUGAUAGUAUAAUCCUCUACUGCAGGUGUUUCACAGUAACUGUGCCAGCUGAUUAUCUCCAUGCAGUCACACUGGAAGGGUUAUUAUUGCAGCCAACACCUUGGAGUACAAACAAGGGUGCAGAAUCAUGGCAGCCAAAUAAUAUGUGACUGUAUGCAGAGAGCAGCUAACUAGAAAGUGUUGCUACCAUUUAUUUGUUGGCAUUUUCAUGUUAUCAGCUCUUACAGUCACUGGGAGAGUGUGGAUAAAGAGGAGGCUGCCAAAUGUACAAAAACUAACUUUUUCUUCCUUCUUCCACUCUGUGAAUCAGUUGCGAGUUGACCUUUCAUUUACUUCAUCCCUUCUCGUCUUUCUCCUCCAAUUUGUCCUCCCCUCCUGCACUUUUACCUCUGUCUUUCUCCUGUUUGAUCCCUCCUUCCCUGGCUCUCAAUUUUAUUUUCCUCAGUCUCAUCUUCCCUCCUUUUUUGAACAUUUGUUUCCUUCUGUCUUUUAUGUACUUGCUUCCUUCUUUCCUGUCUUUCCAUGUCCUCAUCUCUUUCCUUCUAUCCACCUGUCUUACCUCAUGUUCUACCUUUCCUCCCCUCCCCUUUCCUUCCUUCUGUCUUUCUAUUUACUUUCUGGUGAUUCAUCUCCUUAAAGUCAACUCUAUUAAAAAUGAAUUGGCGGUCUCUCUGUAUGAACACUUUGAUUCUCUUAAAACACACCUCUUUGUCAAACUUCAAUCAUAUGUGUGUGUGUGUGUGUGUGUGUGUGUGUGUGUGUGUGUGUGUGUGUGUGUGUGUAUUAGUGUGUGAGAGGGACAAUUGCAGCACCUUGUGUGUCUUGUAGUAACUCACUCUCUCCUCUAUGUGACUGCAGGUUCCUGAGGGCUGCAGGGUGGCCGGGCGAUUUGAUUGGCUGGUGGAGGGCUCACGCUGAUUGCUGAUUAUUGGUGGUGGGGGGGUGACCCAAGAAAGAGAGCAAUGAGGGGAAAGAGAGAGGUAGAGAGGGAAAGAGAAAGAGAAAGAUGGGAGGCAGGUUUGCAUGUCUGCAUGCUCACAUAUUCAUAAUCAGCAAAGCAUUUUGGGUUACUAUGGGAAGAAUGAAGGGUCAUAAGUAGAGGAGAAGAUGACCUUAAAGCCAAAAAAGGCACUAGGAUCAUUUAGUGGCAGCCACUGGAGAAGACCCACCCUGAUCUGCAGGAGUUUCUGAACAUUUUGUUGCAAAAGUCUGACAUGGUCAAACCACAGCAGCAGUGGCAGACAACAGAAAGAUUUGUACUCAUUCACAGGGAUAGAAACUACAAUCCCUCUGCUCUGCUGCUGGACUGAAAGGUGAAGCUACUAUCAGACUUUUAUUAGACUAAACAGAAGCUGCAACUUGCUGCCUGCUGGUCCGUAAGGGUCUUAAAAGAUGGCUACACACCUCCUCCAAUCACAGAGUUUCAGCUCCCAGAGAGCAGUGCAACAGGAGUUUUUUUUCUCUCUGAUUGGUUGUGGAUUUAUCCUUUAAUGACAGGAGCAUCUCCCCACCUCACUGAUUCACUGACUGCUUUGUGCUUUAACAGGAAAAGUUGCCUUUUAUAAAUUCAACAAGUCUCCUAUGUAGGUGCAGGUCAAAGUGUUGGAGGAAAAGUUUUUCCAAGUCUUUUGUAGCAGCUGCCAUGGGCUACUCAAACCGUAAAAUAGCAUUUUGACAAGAAAUUCUCAUCACAAAAGAUGACAUAGCAACUGAGUGACUUCAUCUGCAGAGGAAGGCCAUAAGGUGUGGCUGAAAGCUUCGGAAACAUCAAGUAAGUAACUUUGUGAUGAGAUGUUUUUUGGUCAAAUUGCUAUUUCCAAACUCAAAAAGAAAAGAACACUGUAGCUUUCGGCUUUAAGUUGUCUCAGCGUACAAUUCACAUUUUUUACACGUGCCAUUUGUACUUGACUAUUUUUAAAAAAUAUUUCAGUGUUUCCUUACCAUUUAUUCUCUGAGUCAAGCUGUCAACAUGUAAACGUUUCCCCCAAACAUUUGCUCCAGCUCCUCAUGAGAGACAGUUCAGCUGAUUUUAAACUCAUCAUCAGGGUUUGUCACCUUCUGAGGGUCAGCUGUGUUUCCAGUAUUUGCUGCCACUAACAAUGUCAGUGCUGCUCUCAUCCCUGUCAUCAUCAUCUGUGCUCUGUUGGUGAUGUCUGCCUGCCUGCCUGCCUGCCUGAGCCACUCUGCUCCUCAUGCCUGCCUUCACCCUCAUACAGUCGCAUGUCCAUAACGUGUCCCCCAACAUGAUUAGGCAUCUGUGACUUUAACUCCAACUUUACAAGUGUGUGUGCAACUUUGGCUGAGUCGUGUGUUGAAUGCUGCGUCAUUGUGAUGUUUUAAUGGAUGUCCAGCAUGAGUAUGAUUUUAUUUUUGUGCAUUUAAUGUUACUCAUCAGACAGAUAGCAGGACUAUCAGGUGAAUACAGGACCUUUCUACCCCUCUCUUUCUUCCUACCUUUCCUCCUCUUCUUCCUGGGUUGUAAUUCCAUCAGUCGACCAGCAGAUGGGAGCCUUCCCUCACCAAACCACAGCUCAGCUCCAGCCGGACUGGGCCGCUUUCAAUAACACCAAACAGAAAAAGGAGCUCCGGUGUCUUUGCAGUCAGACUCUGCCUUAAACUUCAUGUCGUUUUACUGUGGAGGGAUUAUUCCAUACA
Molecule: messenger RNA, 5883 nt
Organism: Epinephelus moara (kelp grouper)
Lineage: Eukaryota; Metazoa; Chordata; Actinopteri; Perciformes; Serranidae
Gene: fnbp1l
Product: formin binding protein 1-like
Exons: 16
Coding region: 129-1847 (572 amino acids)
Biological process (GO): signal transduction
Molecular function (GO): protein binding
Source: RefSeq, a predicted model, not a curated record